AUGCCAGGCGGUACUGUCGCUCCUGUUACGGGCAACCCGUUCAAGACGGGUCUGUUCCCCCGGAUGUACCUUUGGGCCUUCAUCCUCGUCACGUCGCUGUUCUUCCUGUGGGGCUUCGCCUACGGCCUCCUCGAUGUGCUGAACAAGCACUUCCAAAACGUUCUCGGCAUCACCAAGCUCCAGUCUACUGGUCUUCAGGUCGCCUACUUUGGUAUCGGUUACUUCUGCUUCUCGCCUGUCGCUGGUUUCGUGCUCCGCCGCUGGGGUUACAAGAAGUGUAUCCUGAUGGGUCUCACCUUCUACUCGAUCGGUGCUAUUCUCUUCUGGCCCGUUGCCAAGGCUUCGACCACUUCCACCAACAAGCAGGGUGUGUUCGGUGGCUUCGUCGUCUGCACUGCCAUCAUUGCUUGUGGUCUCUCGUCGCUUGAGGUCGCCGCCAACUCGUACGUCUCGGUCAUGCCCCCUCUCGAGGUCGCCUCUCUCCGUCUUCAGUUCUCGCAAUCGUUCAACGGUGUCGCCUCGUUCGUCGGCCCCCUCAUCGCCUCCAAGUACUUCUUCUCGAGCGAAAACUCGACCGACCUCUCCAGCGUCCAGUGGGUCUACCUCGCCGUCGCCUGCAUGGGUGCCCUUAUUGCCGUCGCCUUUGUUUGCACCAAGCUCCCCGAGGUUUCCGAGGAAGCUCUCGAGGCUGCCGUGGAGCUUGAGGAGAUGGAGGACACCACCCCCAAGAGGCCCCUCUGGAAGGAGAUCCGUGCCACUACCGGUUUCGUUGCGCAGUUCCUCUACGUCGGCGCCCAGGUCACCAUUGGCGCGUUCUUCCUCAACUACACCCACGAGAACGCAGGAAUCGAGGACACUCGCGGCUCGCAGCUCCUCUCGUACGCCCUCCUCCUCUUCACCGUUGGCCGUUUCGUUGGUGUCGCGCUCCUCUCGGUCUUCACCGCCCCCGUCCUCCUCUUUGCCUACGCCUGCAUCUGCACCGUCAUUGCUAUCCUCAUCGGCACUCUCCACGGCAUGGGUGGUGUCGCUUGCAUCAUGCUCAUCAUGUUCUUCGAGUCGAUCAUGUACCCCACCAUCUUCGUUCUCGGCACGUCUGGUCUCGGCCGCAACACUCGUGCCGGCUCGGCCCUCAUCGUCAUGGGUGUGUCUGGCGGUGCCGUCUUCCCUCCCAUUCAGGGUGCGAUUGCCGACCACUUCGGUACCCGUGUCUCGUUCUACCUCGUCGUCCCCUGCUUCAUCUACAUUGCCCUCUGGGCUGUCUUCAUCUGGAACAAGGACGGCCGCCAGUCGACUGUCUUCGGCAACAAGGCUGCCGAGGCCGCUCGCCGCCCCUCGCUCCACGUCGAGAACGGUGUCCUUCGUGUCCACAGCCGCGUCAGCGUUUCGCACCCCCACCCCACCGCCCAGAGCCCGUACGACGAGAAGGCUACUGCCCACUACGACGAGAAGGCCACCGACUACGGUCUCGAGUCGGUCGCCUCGAACAAGUAG
Molecule: messenger RNA, 1491 nt
Organism: Apiotrichum porosum
Lineage: Eukaryota; Fungi; Basidiomycota; Tremellomycetes; Trichosporonales; Trichosporonaceae
Exons: 3
Coding region: 1-1491 (496 amino acids)
Biological process (GO): transmembrane transport
Molecular function (GO): transmembrane transporter activity
Source: RefSeq, a predicted model, not a curated record